This is a messenger RNA of Helianthus annuus (common sunflower), 1527 nucleotides long. RefSeq names its product purple acid phosphatase 18. The record is from RefSeq and is a predicted model, not a curated record. The coding region runs from base 66 to 1367 and encodes 433 amino acids. Lineage: Eukaryota; Viridiplantae; Streptophyta; Magnoliopsida; Asterales; Asteraceae. The transcript is spliced from 5 exons. Gene Ontology annotation, molecular function: acid phosphatase activity; metal ion binding.
CUAAACCAAACAAACUAUACCUGUUCUCUGUUCAAUUCACACUCCGUACGAAACCAUAGCUAAAAAUGGUGCCGAACAAGCUCAAGAUACUGCUACCGUUGUGGGCGGUGGUUAUGGCGAUCACCGCCGUAAAAGCAACCGCCGAUUACGUCCGGCCACCGGCUCGAAAGACCUUACACUUCCCCUGGGAUCCGAAGCCUUCAUCUCAUCCUCAACAGGUGCAUAUUUCCUUGGCAGGCGAAAACCACAUGCGUGUGACUUGGAUUACAAGCGACGCAUCAUCUCCGUCACUUGUUGAAUAUGGUACAUCACCUGGACAAUACACUUCUAAAGGUCACGGAGAUACAACCUCUUAUAGCUACAUAUUAUACAGCUCAGGGACCAUACACCAUACGGUUAUCGGGCCACUAGAACAUAACACCGUUUACUAUUAUAGAUGUGGAGGACAAGGACCCGAGCUCCAUUUCAAAACCCCACCAGCCCAGUUCCCGGUUACGUUUGCUGUGGCUGGUGAUUUAGGUCAAACGGGCUGGACAAAGUCAACUUUGGACCACAUUGAUCUAUGUGAAUAUGAUGUGCACCUGCUCCCCGGUGAUCUUUCUUAUGCGGAUUACAUACAGAGACGGUGGGACACGUUUGGGGAACUGGUGCAGCCGCUUGCAAGUGCAAGGCCGUGGAUGGUUACACAAGGGAAUCAUGAGAAGGAAAAUAUACCAUUUUUUAUAGACGGUUUUGAAUCGUAUAAUGCUAGAUGGAAAAUGCCUUAUGAAGAAAGUGGAUCUAGUUCGAAUCUUUUUUAUUCGUUUGAAGUUGCGGGAGCUCAUGUUGUAAUGCUUGGUUCCUAUACGUAUUAUGAUGAGAAUUCUGACCAAUAUAACUGGUUGAAGGCUGAUCUUUCAACAGUAGACCGCAAAAAAACACCGUGGUUACUUGCAUUGUUUCACGUGCCAUGGUAUAACAGUAAUCAUGCACAUCAAGGUGAAGGUGACGAGAUGAUGCAAGUGAUGGAGCCGUUACUUUAUGCUGCUGGUGUUGAUAUAGUUUUUGCUGGCCAUGUGCAUGCUUAUGAACGCUCGAAACGUGUGUACAACGGCAAAUCUGACCCGUGUGGUCCUGUUCAUAUUACGAUUGGAGAUGGAGGAAACAAAGAAGGUCUAGCAAACAGGUACAAGGACCCAUCACCAGAGUGGUCUGUUUUUCGUGAAGCAAGUUUUGGUCAUGGUGAGCUGAAGAUUGUGAACUCGACUCAUGCGUUUUGGAGCUGGCAUAGGAACGAUGACGAUGAAUCCGUGAGGUCUGAUGAGGCGUGGAUAACCUCGUUCACAACUACAGGUUGUGUUGCUAAGGAACAAAAAGAAGGUAGAUAAAUACUUUGGUAGUUUGGUCUCCUUAAUAGGGUAAAUGCCGGUAGUAUGAAUCACAUUCGUAUUCCAUAUACUUGUGUAAAUACGCGACAUGUUAUUUAACAAUCUGCAUAUCUUAUCUACCAUUGGUUGUGUUAUAUUAUAUCCAUUUUCACUGCUGUUA